GCAUUUGGACGUGUUUUAUUGUUCUAAGAUAACCGAGCGGCUCUGUGCUCGGCCUCGUCGUGUGCAUGAUAUUUUUGCACAUAUUCCUGAACCGCGAGCGCCCAAAGAUUUGAUGCAAAUUCGUUCUAGGACUCCCUUUUGUACAUAACAUUUUGUACAUACGGUAUUCAAGUGAUGAGUUCGAGUAAUACACAGAGGGCGGGGAAAAGCAGCCGAGAUCGAGGGAACAAGUCACCGUCGACGGCGACGACACAGUCUCCCAAGGCGGUCACUGCCACAGAUGGGCAUGCCAAGCCGCCCGACGGCUUCAUUCCCAAAGUCCAGCCAACUCCCGAGCAGAUCCGGCUGGCACAGAUUAUCAAUGACCCAACGAAGCAAGAUGAUCCGGACAUCAGGAACAAAGUCAACCAGGUGAUGGAGGUGACAGGCCAGUCCAGUGAUGCAGUCGUGAUAGCACUGCAUGACUGCGACAAUGACCCCGCACGAGCCAUCACCAUGCUGAUUGAAGGCAACAAGCAGGAGGGCGAGUGGGAGACUCGGGGCAAGAAGAAGAAGCCUGUGAAGGAGGGCAACCAGCAGCAGCAGCAGCAACAGAAAGGGGACCAAAGUGGCCCCGCGAGCAGCAACAAGGAGAACCGUGGGGGGCCUCGCGGGGAGGGCGGCCCCCCACGCAACGUGCCUAGAGGGUCUGGUGGUGGCCGCGGAGGAGGUCGCGGAGGAAGCUGGAAGAAUAAGGAAAUUGAGAAGAAUGAACGAAACUUGGAAGACGGACGUUCUGGCGAGCGGACUGGUGACAUGCGGCCACGGGGAGGCAGCCGGCGGGGUGGCCGGGGGGGCCGAGGAGGGGGUGUUGGUGGCGGUCGUGGUAGCCGCACGUUCCAGAACCGGGGACUGGGUAGCCAUGAUGGCUUCCCCCAGUCUAUGGACACAUGGACCAACAGCACGUCAGCCGGAGGGCAGCGGGCAUCCAGGGGAGGUCAACAGCAGCAGCAGCAACAGCAGGAUGCCAUGCCAGUCGGCAACUGGAACGACCUGGCGGUCAGUGAGGACUGGAGUGAGGAGGACUGGACUGGUCAGCUGGAGACGAAAGUGUUCACGGCAAGUGGAGUGGCUGCAAAUCCUCCGCCAGCACCCGACACAGCAAGCAUCAUACAGCUGUUGAAGGAGUCUCCACACGAGUCAAUCAGUGUUGCCCAGUACAACCAGCAAGCUACCGAAUCUAUCAAGGCAGCUGUUGGGGUUGGCUCGGCAGCCAAUUCCGUGACCAGCAGCAGCUACCCCGUGGCUCAGACGGCGUCCUCUGCAGACGUGUCUUCUGUCACCACCUCCAAGCCAGUCCCUGCGUCCCAGCGGACAAAGACGCCAAGGGUGCGGGUGCCACCUCCCUCCAAGAUACCAGAGUCAGCAGUUGAAAUGCCAGACGACAGUGCCGUCUCUUCACUAGAAGUUCAGUUUGGUGGCCUUGAGUUCGGCACAGACACGUUUGACUUCGGGGCUGCGGAUGGCUUGGCAGCUGUGUCCACAGCACAGCCCACAAUGCCGCCAGGGUUGGUUCAGAAUGAGCAGGCAGCAGUCACUUCAUCGGUUCCCUCGUCCACACCUUACCUGGAUGGACAUCAUGGUGUCAGUAAGGUUCCAUCAUCAACAGUCUCCAGCAGUCCUGCGGGUUCGCUAGGUGCCUCCUCGGUUGCCAGCAAAGAUGUUGCUCCCGCAACGGCUGGUGCAGUGCCUCAACCACAGUCGCAGCCACCGCAGCAACAGUCUCAGCAGCAGUCACUACCUUCUCAGCCAGCAGCAGCGCCGCCUCGGCCUCCUGGCAUCCCUGCGCCCAAGGAACCUCAGGGCCUGGGAAACAGUGUGGCCCCUGCGGGCAAUGCACUGGGCAGCGUCCCCGCGUCCUCUGCAACCUCAGCAGGUGUUGCAGCAUCUGCAACUUCCUCGGCCAGUCACAAGCCUGGCUCUGUGAUGGCCCCUGAGCACCUGCUGCUGCAGUCGCAAUCCCACUCUGAGCGCAGCAAGCCUGUGUCAUCCUCAUCUGUGGCUGGCCCACAGUCCAAGAUGUAUGCUGGUGGAGCUGCAGCCCAGAGGAACAGCCAAGGGCUUGAAGGUGGGCUGUCGGCAGGCAAAGUGGAGCAGCCAAUGUACUCGUCAGCAGGUGGAGCCCAGCACUACAGCAGUGGUGCCUACCCAGGGGGUGGGGGCAAGGGCCUGGUUGGCUCCUACCUGGCCCACUCGCAGGGUUUCCCAUCAUCCACCACGGGGGCGCAGCAGCAGCAGCAGCACUACUAUGCUGCUCAGCAGCCGCAGCCCACCAGUUCUACAACUGCUGCCUUCAGCCAGCAACAGAGCAAUGGCUACCAGGGUCCAUACCAGAGCAAUGCCUAUUCUGGGCCGAGUCAGCCACAGCAGGCAAAUUAUGGGGUCUCUUCCAAGCUCUCGGCAUCCGCAGGGUUGGGUCCUCACUCAGUGAAGGAUUCAGUGCUUGACUCUUCCCAGCAAGGAACUGCCAGCCAGCACAACACGUAUGAGAAUUCGCACGUCCCUGCCACAGCAACGGGGCUUCCCUCUGGGCCAGCUUCGACGCUAGCGACAACGGCCUCCUCAUUAGCAGGGGCCACAGCAACGACGUCUGUGCUCAAGAACUCCAUGUCAGCAACAGGCAAGACCAUGCCUACGAUGCCGCCUGGAGUGCCUACUGCCAUGCUGGGCCACCAGUUCCUUGUAGGAAAUGCUGCCAUGCCAUACUAUGGCUUGCAGCAGCAGCCUUUGUAUAGCUACGAAGACUUGCAAGUGCUACAGACUAGAAUGCCACACCUGGGCUACUAUGACAUGCAGUACCCUGUGCCUGCCACGAGCCUAGCCGGCCGAGACCUUACAUUGAACAACAUGGCUUACGCAGAGAGUAACAAGUUUGGCCGUGGUGAGAACAGCGACAGCAGUCCCGGCACGGUAGCUGGGGUGGGACCCCAAGGGGCUGCAGCGGGUGCUGCAGCUGCUGCCCAGGGUGGGGCCCAAGGGGGACAGCAGGGCGCACCCCCCACGGCAGGACAGCAGGCAGCAGCCAGCCAGCAAUUCCUGAAUACACUGCCCCCUGGAUAUGGCUACUACUUCCCAUCCAACCUCAUGCCCGGAUCCAUCCACCACUACGGACCACCGCCCAUGUUCCCUGUGCCUCCAGCGACCAACGCCCACGGCCCCACCACAAGCGCGCAGUUUCAGAAAGCCAGUGCGUAUGCAUCCCACUCGUUCACCUCCGGCGGGUAUGACAGCCUGACUCAGACACCAGACUACGCCAAAAACACCUAUGGUGCAGGUUCUCAGGGACAGGCUAAGGGCAUCUCGGGUUCAUUGGGUUCGGCCGAUGCUUCCAGGUCAGGGCACACUAGAACCCACCCCCAUUUAGCAAAGUCUUUUGAGAAGCCAGGUUUUCUGACUGGUUCCCAGUCCUCGGCAGCGGCAGUGGCAUCCUCAACAGCAGCAGCAGGCCACCAGCAGCAGCCCGGAGGCUCAUCGUACCCACAAUUUGUGGGACCUCGUGGCUCGCCUCCGUCGUUGGCAAAGCAGCAGCAGCAGCAACCGGGUGGCCACAUCCGACAGGGAUACCCUUACUGGGGCAACUGAGCAGCCUGUGUGUUACGCUUGGAUGUCCUUCCCAAUAUUAGUUACUCCCUCCUUGCCCAAGCAGAGUUUGCAUCUAUGCCUCUUCACCCCCUCUCCUUUGUUUGAAGAAAAAAAUGCACCUCUCAAACUCUCUCCUCCACCCCGCCCUUCUGUCGAGAGGGAUGGAGCAGAAAAGGUUGUCUGUCCAAACGCGCUCACAAGACAGUCCCCCCCCCCCCUUUUCUGCUGCCCCCUUCUCUGUGGCCCAUCUUUUGCUCCUGUUGUAUGCCUAGCUGGGCUUGCAGGGCUCUGCUGCCAACGAGACUGUGCGACUGGACAUUAGGUCUCCAAAUGGCUGGCUGCUCGUGGGACGGUUUUUCGGGUGUAGAAACGUGUGGUGUUCCGUGCCUCUGCAUACUGUUGUGGCCCUGCUGCAGUGAUAGUGAUACUGCUCGCUGCCUCUUUUUUUCUCUCUGUGCUUAAGACCAACUUUUUUUUUUUCUUUCUUGCAUUUUUUCCUUUUCUUUGCCUCACCACAUCUUUACCUGCGCAGUUGCUCUUCUAUCUCUUCUUGUAGCAUGCACUUGCUGUAUUAUAGCCCCUACAGGCUUUUUUCCCUCUUCAAAUUUGUCUUCUAGUUUGUCAUGAACUUCUGCAAGAGCGAAAGACUCAAGGCAAUGUGUACUGGCAAUGGCAGGCUCUGGUGUUCUUGCCACUAGUAGAAGCAUGACCAUUUCUUUUCAGACAUGUCUUGCUGGGUGGGGUACUCUCGCAAGGCAGCGAUUGUGUGAAGUCAUUUCGGGGAAAUGUGCUUUUUUUUUUUCCUACAAAUAUUUGCUUUUCAACACAUGCUGCUGCAUGGAUGGUUUAUGCCUGCAAAGUGUUCUAAUAUCAUAUUUUUUCUUUGACUAUAUUUCGAACAAGACCUAAUGCAUUGCUCCUUGGCUCAUUGGGCUUGUUUUUUGUUGCUCAUAGUUCAGUCUUUCUUCCUUUUUUCCUUUUUUAACAAUCGGAUGCCUGCGGGCCAGUUGUAGAGCAUCCUUCAAAAACAUUUUUCACCAUGUGGAACAGUGCUCUGUAAACACACCCUUGAUGUAAAGCAUUAGUGGUGACAUUUGAUAGCAAAAAUGGAAACUUGGCAAAGGUGUAGGAUCAACAAUGUUUCUUGCAUUUGUUUGUUGGCAGAUUGUGAGUGUUAUGAUAAAAAGCUUAGCCAGCGCUUUUUUUUUUUUCUAAAAGUUUCUUUAAAGCUAUCUGGAGCAGGGGGGGGGGUGUAUUUUUGUGGCUCCUUGAGUAGUUCCAUCUCUUGCAUGUUUGCUUGGGCAGUGCCAUUGUCUGUGGCAUCCACACCAUGCCUAAUGGCAGUGCUGCACCAGUCUUAAUGCUGCCGUUUCACAAAUGUGCCACUUGGAUUUUUCAACGCGAUGAGCACCAGCAAAGACUCGGUACAGCACAUUAAAAAAUAAAAAAUUAUACACAGUACAAAGUGUACUUGAGACUUUGCCAAGUCCAAAUAGCGCAUUUUGAGAUGACAUUACACAGAUUGGUGUCGCUUUGCCGCCUUUUGUUAGUCUAAAGGCUCUAGAUUGAAACAGCACCAGCAAGGAAUGGAACUAUGGAGGGAGCUGUCUAUUUGGGUUGUCGUUAUCUGAAUAGCCUGAGCUGAACUUAUCCCAUUGCGUGUGCUUGAUUCUCGUUUCUCUUUUGCCUCUCCAUUUUGUUAGUGCGUGUGCGCUUGAGUGGUUCUUUUGUACAUAUUUGCCAGGAAGUGACAUCGUGAGGCACUUUGCUGCAUUCAUAUUCUGCGCCAUAUUUUUUUACAGAAGCUUUUUUUUUUUCUUGCAUUCUGGUGUGCGUGUCUGUGUGCUUGUGUGUGUGCAUGCUGCUUUCAUUGCUCUCCUCUAUUUUUUUCAUAUUUUUUUUUUUAACUUGCAGUUAACAAGCUUACGAUUGCCAGGCGCUAGCAGGCAGGCUGUGGCGUUGUGAAUGGGGGAAAGCAUUGCCUCCACGUUUUAAUUUUCUGACGUGAUAGUGCGCUGCCGUAAAGGGGAAAAGAAUGUCCGCAGAGUGCAGUUGUGUUUACAAAUUUGCUCUUUCUGCAAUUUUUUUUUUUCUUGGUAGUCUGUUAUAAGUAGCACUUGGGUGUGUGGUGUGGAGAUAAGGGAAUUGCAGCAGCCUACGGUAGUAUUUUUUCUACUGAGCCAUCUUGCACGCUGUGAGAAUGUUGUUCUCCCCUCCUGUAAUAUUUUUGUGCCCUCCAUUUUCGUUUGUGAAGUUGACACACAUAAAAUAUAUAUAUAUAUAAUGUAUAUGUAUACAUAUUCGUAGGGCAAGUGAAACAGAGCAAACGAAGUCCCCUUGUAAAGUUGUUUUACCCUACACGGAAGCAAGAAAUGUGUGGCACUGCUGCAUGAAAUCAGGAUGAGAAGAGAGAGAAAAAAAAUAAAUGUUUGUAAAUAUAUGAAUAUAAAUUUUUUGUUUGUUUUCUUUCUCACUGUGUUAUCAGCCUGACGUUUCCUCGCAGUGCAGAAUGCUCAUGGUCUGAUAUAAGGAUGCAAAUGGGAAGUGCUGGUAGUUUGUUUGUGUGGUGAGACGGUGUGAUAUAUAUAUAUAUAGUUUGUGACGAGAGGCUCCAGAAAAAAAAUAAAAUACUUGUCAUUAAUUUUGA
Dermacentor albipictus is the source of this 6268-nucleotide messenger RNA. RefSeq names its product protein lingerer-like. Lineage: Eukaryota; Metazoa; Arthropoda; Arachnida; Ixodida; Ixodidae. Gene Ontology annotation, cellular component: extracellular region; nucleus; cytoplasm. The record is from RefSeq and is a predicted model, not a curated record. Gene Ontology annotation, molecular function: hormone activity. Gene Ontology annotation, biological process: multicellular organism development.